ACUAGAUGCACACAUAAUUGUUCAACUUUUAAAUGUGAUUUAUGCAUGUUGUGGGGGUGCCAGGGGGGAGGAAGGGCUCUCUCACAUGAAAAAUUGCCUUAUUUGAGAAAAUUUUGGCCACUGCUGGGAGGGGGCACUCCCUCUGCACCUCUCUGAAUCUACCACUGUUGUGGGAUAGAAUGCAAAAGUUAUUUGAUAUGUUGUCUAUUAACUACUGAAAUUGUUGAAGUCGUUCGGAAAAUUGCUCUGAAUAAUUAAAUGUCCCAAACACGGACCUUCACUGUAUGUCUAGACAUUGCGAACCUGUUGAUGUGAAGUGUACUAAAACAUACACUGCUGUUUUAUUUGAAGCCAAAACCAGUCUGGUUUGGUACAAUAACCCCUACAACAAGGCCCUCGUUGGGGGACCAGAGAGUGAAUCUGCGUUCACCCCAGUGCCAAGAGCCACGGCCAUUCUGCCUGGUGCAGGCUGUGCAUACGACUCCUCUAUCUUCACAUACGCCUGGGUGAAGAAGACACUGGAGGAUGCCAGCUUGGUAUUCGUCAAGGAUUUUGCCAUGAGCCUUGCAGGGAAGGUGUAUAUGGAUCACCUGCCUCAUGGGUACCGCCACACUUUCCUAAUCAGGAAUCCAAACAAGGUCAUACCCUCCUGGAGAAAAUGCCAUGAUGAGUGGAGACCAAGCAAACCACUUCUUGAUGAGGAGGCAAAGGAGGAGUGGCACAAAGCCAACAUUGGGGAGCAUGGGGGUUUCAAGGACCUCCUGGAACUGUACCAGUAUGGCAGAGAAAACCAGGAUCCGGCGCCGUUUGUCAUGGACGCCGACGAUUUGGUCUCCCAGCCCGAAACUGUGAUGGCUGCCUACUGCAAGGCCACUGGAAUUCCUUUCAGCAGGAAGCUGAUAGAAUGGGAGAAUGACGGCUCACAGAUGUACACCAAAUGGAUCACUUGUCGGGAUCAGUUAGGGUACUUCAACUGUGACUACCACACCAACGACAGGUGCAGUAGCGGCUUCAGGAAGAACGAAGACCUGCCCAAACCAGCUUCGACAUCCGUGACCAAUCCUAAGGCCAUUGAACAAAUAGCUAAGUGUGUGCCUUACUACGAAAAACUCUAUCGUGAACGCUUUGUCCCGUAAGGAACUGUGACUUUAACAGUACCAGAGGUAGUUGCUGU
Molecule: messenger RNA, 1174 nt
Organism: Patiria miniata (bat star)
Lineage: Eukaryota; Metazoa; Echinodermata; Asteroidea; Valvatida; Asterinidae
Exons: 2
Coding region: 285-1136 (283 amino acids)
Source: RefSeq, a predicted model, not a curated record